CCCUCACCCCGGCACUGCGUUUCAUUGGUAGAGGUGAUGCCACAUGGCAGCACCUCUACCAAUGAAACGCAGUGCCCUGUUGGCGGGAAGGAAAUUAAUAUUUCUUAGGAACAUAGUAAGCUGUCUUGUAUUAAGUCAUACCAUUGGCCCAUUGUACAAUGGCUGGCAGCUGCUUUCCAGAGUUUUAGGCAGUGGGCUUUCCUGACCUUAUGUGGAAACGGCCGUGGACCCAGCAAGCGCCGGAGUCACAGGAGAUGACGACACACGACAGCAUAGCAAGGUCAAGCGCUAUGGGCGUGUGUUCCGAUGCACAGAGCCCAAAAGAGGAAGCUCAGGGACACGUGCAUGGGCUUAAAUAGAGGUCCCUCAAUGUACUUUAGCUGGCUUCCCAUUGGACUGAUUGCUCCCAGCAUCGAGGGACCUCCAAUAGGGUAUUGUGGCCAUCCAAACGCUCCCACCCACAACACAGGGGCUGGUUGCCAGGUCGCACCGCAACACAUGCCCUCUUGUUAGGGAGGACCCGAUUUCUCUGAGCAAUUUGAUGUGUGAAAUACUCAUGGAAAUUGCAGGCAUUCUUGUUCUUUACCAUGAUCUUUGCAACAUCACAGAAUACACACACAUGUGCAAAUGAGGGUAAGAGUUCUUGAAAAGGCCCAUGUUUCAUUGUAGCUGCACAUGCGAAAGUUCACAGGCAGCUGAAUGUGGUGAAAAUGACUUUUAAAAGACAGCAAUUCUUCAGCCUUGUUUUCCUGUCCCUCACUUGUUACAGAAGAUUUCAUAUUAAGAUUAUUCCUGAACCCACUUCACCCUCAGGGUUUGUUUACAAAGUCUAAGGCCAUACAGGGACUAUGAUGUGAGUGUAGUUCAAAGGCGAUUUAAAAAUAAUCAAGAGCCCCAGGUUCUCCAUUCUGUUCAUCUCAAGAUAAGCUACCAUAUACUCAGCAAACAGGUGUGUUAUGUUUGCUCAGUUGAGCUCAGACCAAUGAAUUACAUGAAACAAGUCUACAUUGGAAUGCUUUGACCGCCCUGAGAGCAUUUGCCUGCUUAGCUUAUUGCUAAAUAAAUACAUAAUAGAUUUUUAUGUCAUAGUAAGAAUUUUCAGGUUAUCCAUUGAUUUUGAUUGUAUAAACAAGCACCCUGAAGUAUCUUGCAUAGUUAUUGAAUUUUAACACCAGGAACAAACGCUGGAACCAGAAAGGGUGCAAUAGAACUUCAGACCAUAGGCUUUGUCUACAGUGACAAAGCCUAUGGUUUGUAGUUUAAUUUCAUUUUUCUAGAGUCCGUGUUAGCUUGUGUGGGUGAGCAUGUGCAGAGCAUCUGAACAGCCAUAAUAAACCACUCCAGUUUUAUUUUGUGGGUGCUCACAGUCAUUCAACUGUUAACAACAGCCAAAGUGUAUCUUUUGUUAGAUUCAGCAGUAUUGGGUAAGAUAGACUUUCAGUUGCAGUAAGCUUCACAUUAAUGCAUAUUAUACAGCAUUCACAUGAACUGUUCAUUUUUGAGCUUGAGUUUAAAGAGCACUUAAUGUUUUUUGACUCAAGAAUUCUUCUCAAUGGAGAUUAGUUAAAGCAUACCCUCCAACAUUUCUCAGAUGAAAAUAGAGACACCCUAGGUGAUUUUUAAAAGAGCAGCACAUACCUUUAACUUCUGAAUUGCUUAUUCAUGAAAACUGUCUUAUAGAAUGGGGUCUCUGUUCAUCCUUUCACAUGUGCUGCCAUCUGGGAACAUAGGGAAAGAGAAGACUGGGGAAUGUUUAGUGAGAAUAAAGAACUCUUUGUAUUGUUUUUGUUAAUACGUGAAAAGAAAAUUGAAUUACUUCCCUCUCUAGAAAAAAAAACAGAGGAAGGGAGAGCUGUGGAAUAUGAUUUGCUGAAUAUACACCUCGAAGUCAGGGAGAAAUGCAGGUGUGAAGUGCUGAAGCACCCAUGUCCUGCUUGCAGGCUUCCUAUGGGCCUCUGGUUCAUCAUUGGGGAGAAUAGGGUGCUGGACAUGCCUCUUUGUUCAGGGCUCGCCUAACAUUCUUAUGCUUCAGUGUGACAAAUGGACCGCAAGCAACAUGGUGAUUAAAGCAAUUCCAUGUGGGGAACUAUUUGUGCAGCCGACCUGAAACAAGGGGUAGUGGAGGUUCCAUUUGGUUUGCAUGCUCUUCAGAGUCAAUACCUGUAACUAUGUGAUGCUAACAACAACUAGAAUUUCCCCCUUUGCUUAUGCACUGUUGGCUUCAAGUGCUUUCGAAUGCACUGUUAAUAUUUUACUUUGCUCUUUCCCAAGGAAAAAAAAAUCAUUAGUUUAGUUUCUUAGAUUAGUAAGUCAUUAGGAAUAGAUUGUAGAUAUCUGUUGUAAAUACAGCUAGAGGUGGGGGUAACAGUUGGGAUCUUUGUGAGUCUUCUGUUAAUGAGACUGGAAGGAGGAAAGGAGAUGGCAGAGUUGGGAAAAUAAAUAUUUCUCAAGAAGGCUAUAGAUAACUUUUGUGACCACAGAGGCUGCAGAAAUUAUGUCUCGCAGGAAAAUCUGCUGGUAGAAAUGCUGUACAAGAUACAAUAGAGUGUGGUGAGCCAUCCUUAGCUGUAAUGCACAUGGGAAAUGUUAGAUUAAAUGCACAGAUGGAUAUGUGGGGCUUAUGAAGGUUCUUUCUUAACAAGAUUUCUUCCACUGUGCUGAGGCUUUUGUUUCUCAAAAGUAAUCCUCUUAUCUUCCUCAGAUAUGUCCUCUCUCUUGCCCAGGAUAUUAAUCCGAUUGUGCCAUGCUCUAUAUGCUUUCACUUCACGUUUAUGGACACCAAAGCAAAGCGUUGCUGGUUCCAAUAGUGUUUUGAAGGCUGUCACCUGACUAAGCGUGCUUGUCAUAAUCUCCUGAAGAUCACUGCUAAAAAUACUUCCUGCUUAAUCUCCUUUGGUGGACAAGGAAGUGAAAUAAGGAUGGAUGAGGACAGCAUGCCAGACGGUGGCAGCCCAGUGGCUAUGUAUACGCUCUCACACUCUCACUCGCUCGCUCACUCUGGUUUACUUCCUUAGCUGCUCGCUUUACAGUUGCCAUAGAUAUGCCAUCUUUCCCCAGUUUAAACAGUUUUGGGAAGCUUUGUGGAUCAGGGAAAAGCAAGAGGUUGGUGUCUGAGCGGAUAAAGUUCAAAAACUCUAUCAAAAGGAUGUCUAUUAUAGAGGACGGUAAUAUUGCUGAGGUCUUGUACCUUGUCCCCAAGCAGUCUGUGAUGAAGCAGCUGCCAUACCUGAAUCCAGAUGACUACUAUUUGUGUGAAUGGUUGUUUGAUUAUCCAGAAGGUUCAGUGGCACAUCCUCAGGAGCCUCCCCAUUCCACAGAGAAGCCAGUCAUCCACUGCCAUAAAUGUGGGGAGCCAUGCAAAGGAGAAGUGCUUCGUGUCCAGGCCAGGCAUUUUCACAUCAAAUGCUUUACCUGCAAAGUGUGCGGGUGUGACUUAGCUCAAGGUGGCUUUUUCAUUAAGAAUGGAGAUUACCUUUGUACUGUGGAUUACCAGCGGAUGUACGGGACCCGAUGCAAUGGCUGUGGGGAGUUUGUGGAAGGAGAAGUUGUAACUGCUCUUGGGAAGACCUAUCAUCCUAACUGCUUUGCCUGCACUGUAUGCAAACGUCCUUUCCCACCAGGAGACCGGGUUACCUUUAAUGGAAGAGACUGUCUUUGUCAAAUGUGUGCUCAGCCUAUGUCAUCCAGCCCAAAAGAACUCUCCAAUUCCAGCAAUUGUGCAGGUUGUGGAAGAGAUAUAAAGAAUGGACAAGCAUUACUAGCAUUGGAUAAGCAGUGGCAUCUGGGAUGCUUCAAAUGCAAGGCCUGUGCAAAAGUUCUGACUGGAGAAUACAUCAGCAAAGAUGGUGCACCUUACUGUGAAAAGGACUAUCAGGUUCUCUUUGGUGUCAAAUGUGAAGCGUGCCACCAGUUCAUCACUGGGAAAGUCCUAGAGGCAGGGGACAAGCAUUACCACCCGAGCUGUGCACGAUGCAGCAGAUGCAAUCAGAUGUUCACAGAAGGAGAAGAAAUGUACCUGCAAGGUUCUACAGUUUGGCACCCUGACUGUAAGCAGUCCACAAAGGGUGAAGAAAAGCUAAGGCUGUUUUCACCACCUUGUAUAAUGAACUCCAUCAAAAAACUAAGGCAGCCUACAAGAACAUCUUCGGAAAGUAUUUAUUCUAGGCCUGGAUCCAGUAUACCUGGCUCACCAGGCCAUUCAAUCUAUGCAAAAGUAGACAAUGAGAUCCUUGAUUAUAAGGAUUUAGCAGCCAUUCCCAAAGUCAAGGCCAUUUAUGACAUUGAGCGUCCAGACCUAAUUACUUAUGAGCCCUUCUACACUUCCGCCUACGAGGAGAGACAGGAAAGGCAGAGUCUUGGAGAGUCUCCAAGGACACUCUCUCCAACUCCAUCUGCAGAGGGAUAUCAGGAUCUUCGGGAUCGGAUGAUACACCGGUCUACCAGCCAGGGGUCCAUUGGUUCUCCUGUGUACAGUCGUCACAGCUACACUCCCACAAUGUCACGUUCACCACAACAUUUUCACAGACCUGGCAAUGAGCCGUCCAGCGGUCGGAACUCCCCUGCCCCUUACCGGCCAGACAGUCGCCCUCUAACACCAACUUACGCUCAGGCCCCUAAACAUUUCCAUGUUCCAGAUCAAGGCAUCAAUAUUUAUAGAAAACCUCCUAUCUACAAACAGCAUGAUCCAGCUGCCCUGGCAGCCCAGAACAAGUCUUCCGAUGAUAUCAUCAAGUCCUCCAAGUUCCCAGCAGCCCACGCUCCAGCACCCAACGAGAUUCCAAAGAUUGAGACAGAAUACUGGCCAGGUCCACCCGCACUUGCGGCUGUAGGUUCUGACAUGCGCCGCAGAUCCACUGGCAGAGAUGAAGAUCUUGAGGAGCUUCAGAGACGUCGGCAGCUACAGGAGGAACAACUGAUGAAGCUCAACUCAGGUCUGGGACAAUUGAUAUUAAAAGAAGAAAUGGAGAAGGAAAGGUCUUCGCUUCCCAGCAGUCGUUAUGACUCUCCAGUUAAUUCAUCUCCACAUGCUGCUGCUUCCAAAACCUCUUCCCUUCCUGGCUAUGGAAGAAAUGGACUUCAUAGGCCGGUCUCUACAGACUUUGGUCAGUACAACAGUUAUGGGGAUGUGAGCAGCGCUGCUCGAGAUUUUCAGUCCCUCCCAGAUGGUCAUGUCCCCGGAAUGCGAAUGGACCGAGGAGUGUCUAUGCCUAACAUGUUGGAACCAAAGAUAUUCCCCUAUGAACUGCUCAUGGUGUCCAGCAGAGGGCGAAGUAAAAUUCUACGAGAAGUGGAUAGAACCAGGCUGGAGCGUCACUUAGCACCUGAAGUUUUCCAAGAAAUAUUCGGCAUGACGAUACAGGAAUUUGAUAAAUUACCUCUCUGGAGACGCAACGACAUGAAGAAGAAAGCCAAACUCUUCUGAAUCCCAUUCUCUCCUUUGGAGGGGAGAAAAUACCACAUAUAGGAUAAUGUAUCAUACUUAAGUUCAAACGCUUUUUUUGGAGAGCAACCAUAAGAGACAGACAGGCAGACAGAGAGAGAGAAAGAGGAAAUGGGGGUUAAAGGGAAAAUCUGAGAAAGGCACCUAUAUAUUCCUUGCAGUUGUGCAAGAGCCUUUCAAGCUUGCCAGAGAGUUGUGACCCAAAAAUGUUGACGUUCUGAAUCUCAGCAGUGGUCUUUAUGCAUUAUAAAGUUUUUACAUGGCAUCAAUACAUAAUGUGGAGCGGCUCUGCCCUCCCUCGUUUCCCUUCACUUUUAUUUAAAGGUCAAGGGGCAAUGCUGAUAGAGCCAGGAAGUGCCAAUAGGAUGCCAACCCACUAUUACGUCGUCAUGGUCUCUCCAAGGAAUGAAUGACUAUAUUCUGUAGCUAACGAAGGAAUCCUGUGUAAUAUAUUUAUCCUUUGGGCAUAGCCAUUACAAUUAAUUGGCCUUGCCUUCAAAUGGCCUAUUAUUGUUGCAGUGCCCAUCAGCAAAGCAGGCCACUGAGCCAGCAUUCUGCUGCAUACCAGCCAAAUUAUUUGCAAGGAAACCCCCGGCUUGCACUUGCACACAUCUGCUAGGAAUCUCAAGAGCAAAUUAUCUUAUUUUGUUGUCAAGUCUCCUCUCCUCCAUUUUGUCCAGCUUUAAGCGAGUUUGCUAAGUGUUAACCAGAGCAGCAAGCCAAAAAUGAAAGAGUUGGUUUUCUCGUUCUGUGUUGAGAAAAGUAUUUCCAAACUGAAAUACAGGUGUAGGCUUAAUUCAGAUGCUACUUGUGCCAUGUGGCAAUCUAUGGGGCAUGGUCUAGCCACAUGCUGCUUUGGUAAUGUUUCUAAAGGACUAGUAUGUGGGCUCUUGCAAUUAUGCCGUUGCUUCCCAUGCUGUCACUACCUGUUAUGAUGUCUAGCAGAUGGGAAAUAAUCACAUCAUCCCUGCAAAGAUGGCUCAACCCUGCAAACAUCAAUAGUGUGGGAUGUGACCUGACUACACCAAAGCAAGUUCCAUCCCAUUACAAAGGGAAUGACCGAAUCAGGACUACUGUCGCCUAUACCAGCAUACAUCCACUGGCAUGCUGUACAGUAGACCUCCAGAAUGUCUGUGACAAGAAAAUGAUAUUUAAUCCACUUUGUAGAGGAGAUGCUAUGAAACAAGACACCUCCUGGAAAUUUUGCUGCUAAAAAAUGACAGAUCGGCCACUUUCUUGGAUGCUUUGAUGACACAGCACAAUAUCAAGUUAAUUAAUGGCCUGAUUUGCAUAUCAUGCUAAGCCAAAUCAUGGCUUAGUCAGUGCAACUGUACAUGUUCCCAGGGAGGAGACUGCAGUGACUUUGCUCCUCCUUGGUCCUUGUACUGCUGUGCUAAGCUAAACCUUGCCUAGGAUCAUCUGAACCCAGGCUCGUGGUUUGCUCUCCUGAGUAAACCAUGAAUCAUAGGGCAAAUCUUGGUUGCAACUUCUGGUUAAGUCUGGAGUGAGCUAAACCACAAGCCUGGGUUCAGACGACCCAGUGAGCCAUGCCAUUGCUUAGCACAGUGUCACAUGGCAGCAGGACCAUGGAGACAUGAAGCUCUCCUAGAGCCUAUGCAUUUGGCUUGGCAUGACAUAUGAACCAGGCCAGUGUUUGAUUUGGUUUUAUUCAUGCAACUACAGGCUCACCCAUAGUUAGAGCGCUUGGGUUUUCUUUUUUGUAAUAUUUCAAAGCUGCAGCCUAGGCUAUUUGCUUUCUUUAUCCUCAGUGCCUAGAAGAAGGAACACCUAAGGCAGUUUCUGAAAUCAGUGAUGCUCCCUCAACUACAUGCAGUCCUGAGCAUUGUGUGAAGUGGCCCCCAUCUAACAGAACUGCUUAGAGGGCUGUGCAUAUUCUGUUCAUUUCAGAACAGUUAAUAACAUGUUUUCACAGACUCCAGAGCUGUUUCUUGCCAACAGUAGGAUGCACUUGAUACGUUUAUCUUUUACUUGGAGUGAUGAUUGUUGCCAUUUUCACUGUUGUUUUCAAUUUGACACUACCAUGUCACUUACAGGGAAAUCCUAUACAUGUUUACUCAGAAGUAAACCCCACUGUCUUCAAUGAGACUUCCUCCUGUUCAAGCAUGUAUUGGAUGGCAGCCCAUGAAGGAUGCCUUUGAGGGCAGGACAUUCAGGACUUCCUGCUCUUACAUUUAAGAGCUCAGCAGAGAGAACCGUUUGCCAAAAGGUGUUAUCAUAGAAGCGUUUGAUAGGUUGGUCAUCCAAGCCCGUAUCCUCAUAAAGAGGAUCUUUCACACAUCAUCAUAUAUUGAUUUGUAGAAGAACAUGUGGUAAAAUGCAAGCACAUGUUUUUUGUGAAAGUCUGGUCAAGUGGUGAAAAUAAUCUUACCACAUGUCUACACUAUAACUCUGGGAAGCAGAGUGAGUGGUAAAGUUUUCACCACCACACUGAUGACCAGCUUAUGAAGUGGCUCCUGGGAAAGUCGUAUGUCAGAUCCUUUAUUAGUUAGCAGGAGGAGAGUGCCAGCAGCAGAAUAAUAAGGACCCCAGCUCUGCAGGGGAGGUUAGCCAUGUUGGAAACCUAAACAUCUCACCCACUAAAAUCUGUCACAUAUCCCACAUGAUUUUGUAGCAACAUUAGGAUGCUCAAAUAGACUUUCAAUCCACAUUUGCAUUAUAGUAACACUUUCAAUCAUUAUAUUAUGUUGACUCAUUAGUUCAAACUCGCUGCCAUUUACAAUCAAAAGAACAUUCUGGAUUAAUGGCUUGCAAUAGGCCACUGUUCAGUGGAGGGAAAAAUGGAUAUUUGUACCAAGAUCAGACAAUGGUUUGGAAGCUAAUCUAUAAAUAAAUAUAUGGGCUGGCUGUUCUAUGCCUUAUUCCUAGGCAUGCUAUUGUCACUGCCACAACAUCCAACAUCUCAGUGAUUUGGCUUUGCACUUCCCUUCAUGCUACCGCUUUCCAUCCUGUGACCUCUGGAGAUACAUUUCUCUCUGUCCCACAGAAAGGGGCACAGAUAGUAUAUCUUGAACGCAGUAAACAAAUUAACCAGCUUCCAGUCCCACCAGCUGAUUUCAACACUCUACACAUUUUCUAUACUGCCAAUCAUGGCAUCAGUUCCCAGUCGUCUCAUAUGCUGAGCAGACGUCACUCAGCUCAGCAGUUAGUGUGGGUGAACCACUUGUUGCAUGGUUGCUACUUGGAAAACAUCUCACAUGUGCCCGCUAAACAUAAGGGGAACCAAUAUUCUGUAGGCUCCAGCCACACAGAAGAAUGCCAUUUCCUAACACAAAAAAAUUCCUUCAGUAGCACCUUAAAGACCAACUAAGUUUUUAUUUUGGUAUGAGCUUUCGUGUGCAUGCACACUUCUUCAGAUACAGUGAAAUAGAAGUCCCCAGGCACUUAUGUAGAGAAGG
Molecule: messenger RNA, 8856 nt
Organism: Zootoca vivipara (common lizard)
Lineage: Eukaryota; Metazoa; Chordata; Lepidosauria; Squamata; Lacertidae
Gene: ABLIM1
Product: actin binding LIM protein 1
Biological process (GO): cytoskeleton organization; cilium assembly; lamellipodium assembly
Cellular component (GO): actin cytoskeleton; stress fiber
Molecular function (GO): actin filament binding
Source: RefSeq, a predicted model, not a curated record